Xenia sp. Carnegie-2017 is the source of this 927-nucleotide messenger RNA. Its product is annotated as cyclin N-terminal domain-containing protein 1-like. The transcript has 7 exons. The coding region runs from base 1 to 927 and encodes 308 amino acids. Lineage: Eukaryota; Metazoa; Cnidaria; Anthozoa; Malacalcyonacea; Xeniidae. Gene Ontology annotation, cellular component: site of double-strand break. Gene Ontology annotation, biological process: reciprocal meiotic recombination. The record is from RefSeq and is a predicted model, not a curated record.
AUGGAGUGUGAUUUCGGGCUGGCGAAAACAAGCAAUACAUUUGAGACACAUACGGAGCCUUUUUUCAACGACUCACUUGGUUUAUCAUCCCCAUUACUUGAAGAUUCUUUACAAACGCUCGCUGAAAAUAACGAAAGAAACAUGGACGAAGCCAACGAAGACAUGGGUUAUUUUAAAAAUGCAAAAUGUAUAGAGUAUAUUUUUAAUCUAUGCGACGUCUUCAGCUUGCCGAAUGAAGCAAGAUAUUUAGCUGUAGAGAUAUAUGAUAGGUUCAUGGUACAACACAUUGUCAGUUUGUAUGAGUUCAUUCAAAAUUCGACAGCAGUUGACAAACAGCAAGAUUGGGAUGAGGUGGAAGAGAGGAUCAAGGCCCAAAUGCCACUCAGAUUAUUGUCAUGCGUACAGUUGGCGAGUAAAAUUUCCUCACACCAUAAGGUUGUGACAACGAGCAAAAUACGUCGAUAUCUCGACUCUCUAAAUCGUCAUUUUAGUAACAACAGCAUCAUGAAAUCAGAAUUAAGAGUUUUAAAAACUCUCGGUCACAGCUUGCCAAUUUAUUCACCGUUGUCAUUCCUGGAAACCAUUCUCGAGAUCUUAGGUUUCAAUGCAGGAACGAAAGUGAAAUAUGUACACAAUAUUAGCGUAAAACUUUUGGAUCUUGUCUUUAUUCUUCACAAGGAAAUUUACUCAAAGCUUCUGUUCGUGGCUGCUGGAGAGACUUCAAAAUCAGUAAAUUACAGACACAAACUCGCCGUACUUUCGUCUGACUUUAUGUUAAUGGCAAGUGCAGUUAUCGCUGCUGCUUCGUUUAUCAUUGAUGAACAAGUGAGUGAUAAGAUAGUCGCACAUCUUUCAAACAUCACUCAAAUACCAGAAGAGGACAUUUUGGAUUUUGCUACAAUUAUCGUCGAACGGGCAACGCAGUAA